This is a messenger RNA of Triplophysa rosa, 935 nucleotides long. It is a transcript of the gene cfap77, whose product is annotated as cilia and flagella associated protein 77. Bases 170 to 892 code for a protein of 240 amino acids. The record is from RefSeq and is a predicted model, not a curated record. The transcript has 7 exons. Lineage: Eukaryota; Metazoa; Chordata; Actinopteri; Cypriniformes; Nemacheilidae.
GGGAGAAGAGUUCAUCCCGCGGCCUGCACAACAUUAACUUAAAACCCUCUUUGCAUUGGUGGAUUGCUAUAAACAUUUGUGCUGCACAAUAGCACAAACUACAGCAAGUUGUGUAUCUUUCCCCCGCAAGGUGUGUAGUCCAACAGGUUUCCAUUUCGGAGAACACAAGAUGGAAAGUCCUCGCAUUGGAGUGGUGAGAGAGUCUAUGCUGCAUCGUCCUCUCUUAAUAAAGCCCACACUUGGAAAAACCAAGUCAAGAGGUUUGUCCUGCCCUGGAUCUGACUUUGUUUAUGGGACAGCAACGACAGUCCAUGAUGGAGGAGUGUCAGAGGCUAUCUCCAACUGGCACACUCACACAGUGUCUACCAGACACAGGGCAACUGAGAGGGAUUUUAUCUCUCUUAACCGAGAGGGGGUCAAGUCAGGCUUGGUGACUGCCAAAGAGCUGCACCAAUACCGUGCCACCCAUGACAUCCGGCGCCAGCCAGCGACCAGAGAGGGCUUUCGUAGGUCUGCCCCACCUUGCAUGACACCAGAUGCUUCAUUUGGUGUUACUAACAGACCAUCUACUCCAAUCUCAGAGCUCAUGGAGUAUAAGUACGCUCAAAAAUGGCUGGAAGAGCAGCAGGCCAGGGACAGAGUUCUACAAGCCCAUCACCACAAGAAGGUUCAGCUUGGGCGUAUACAGGACACAAGAACAACCCUGCUUCGCAAGAGUCGGCCCUUGCCUGAGGCUCCAUCCAUGUGGAAACUGCCCCGUUUCCAGCAGGUGGGACCAGCUCUGGACACCUUUCGAGACCCUGAAGCCCGCAAGAAAGUGAUGAUAGCCCACCACUCAGAAUCUGCAAGUAGGAGAGGGAUUCUGGGUCAAGGCACAUACAGAGUGGAUUGACAGAGCUUGUAAUUAUUACACGUUUGUCUCAGUGCUCCUGCCU